Messenger RNA from Triticum aestivum (bread wheat), 518 nucleotides. RefSeq names its product putative ATP synthase protein YMF19. Gene Ontology annotation, cellular component: mitochondrion; membrane. NCBI's taxonomy places the organism in Eukaryota, Viridiplantae, Streptophyta, Magnoliopsida, Poales, Poaceae. The record is from RefSeq and is a predicted model, not a curated record. The transcript has a single exon. The coding region runs from base 16 to 486 and encodes 156 amino acids.
GAAAUCCAAAUCGAAAUGCCUCAACUUGAUAAAUUAACUUAUUUCUCACAAUUUUUCUGGUUAUGUCUUCUCCUCUUUACAUUUUAUAUUCUCUUAUUUAAUAAUAAUAAUGGAAUACUUGGAAUUAGUAGAAUUCUCAAACUACGGAACCAACUGCUUUCGCGCCGGGGGGGCGAGAUCCAGAGCAAGGACCCUAAGAAUCUGGAAGAUAUCUCGAGAAAAGGUUUUAGCACCGGUCUCUCAUAUAUGUACUCCAGUUUAUCCGAAGUAUCCCAAUGGUGUAAGACCGUCGACUAUUUGGGAAAAAGGAGGAAAAUCACUCUGAUCUCUGAUUUCGGAGAAAUAAGUGGCUCACGAGGAAUGGAGAGACAGAUUCUCUAUUUGAUCUCGAAGUCCUCAUAUAACACUUCUUCCAGUCGGAUCACUUGUUGGAAAAACAUAAUGCUCACACAUGUUCCUCACGGGCAAGGAAGCAUAAUAUCAUGAAAGCCGUUUGAUAAUCUUUCUAUAGGUUCCCC